UAGGCUGACGUCAAGUAGGCCUUAGUAUACAUUUACCAUCUUGUCAACAGAAACACAUCAUGUGAGACUGGAGACAGACUGGAACUACUUCGCAUUUCACACUGGGAACCCAUUUGGACUACAUAAACAGCCGAGGAUUUCAGUUUUAGGGCAGCAAUGUCGCCUUGAAAUAGGCCACAUCAUCGCCUUUGCUGUUUUUGUCAUAUAUAAUAGUUUCUUGUACAAAUCAUGUAUGUGGGAUACAUCCUGGAUAAAGAAAGCGGCAUGUAUCACCAAGGGCCGGUAAGAAGAUCGAGCAUAAAUCUGCCUCCACAGAACUUUGUUUCUACACCUCAGUACCCCGACUUUACUGGAUACCAUCAUGUGCCAAACAUGGAUACGCACGCACAGUCAUCGGGGACUUGGGGACCCACUUAUGGCGCACCACGGGAAGACUGGGGUGCAUAUAGUCUGGGACCACCUAAUACUAUUCCUACACCAAUGAACAACUCCUCUCCUGCACAGGUUCCUUACUGCUCAUCUGAGUACAGUCAUAUGCAUCCUCCAGGAUCUGCGGUGUUACAACCGCCGCCGGAGAACGUUAAUGUUGCACAACUUUCUCCAGAUAGGGAAAGGCGCAAUUCAUUCCAGUGGAUGAGUAAAACUGCGCAAUCAUCUUCCACAGGUAAAACAAGAACGAGGGAGAAAUACAGGGUAGUUUACACAGACCAUCAGAGGCUGGAGCUGGAGAAGGAGUUCCAUUUCAACAGAUACAUCACCAUCAGGAGGAAAUCUGAACUGGCUGUCAACCUCGGUCUGUCGGAAAGACAGGUGAAAAUCUGGUUUCAGAACCGCAGAGCCAAAGAGAGGAAAAUGAUCAAGAAGAAGCUGGGUCAGUCUGACGGCAGCGGGGGGUCUGUGCACAGUGACCCGGGAUCAGUGAGCCCUCUGCCGGUGCCGGGCUCUCUCAGUCCCUCAGAAAUCCACAACUCUCUGUACCCUCCUCAGGGAAUGAACACUUUGCCAUCUAUCAGGAAUAUACAGCAAGGGACGUGUGAAGUGAAGUGUGAAUCAGAACAGUUCACCCUCAUCUAAACCCAUAACCGAGCACUCCGACACGCUGACAGGACACUUGAUAGGGUGCCAGAGGAGCUGAACUCUCGUUCUGAAGCACAAAGCUGUGGAUAAAGAAUUGAUUUAUAGAAAACCAAAUGCUGGAGGCUCUUGAAAUAUUGCUUUUUAUAGAAUAGUUCUAAUAACGUGGGAGGAAAAAAAAACCGAAAAAAUUGACGUGUUUUAAACUUAAAAGCUUUACAUUGUUUGUGAGUUAAGAUAUAAAUAUCGUUUUUUUUGUAUGUGUUGAAGUGUAUGUGAAUAAAAUGAAAAUUCAGGGACAUUUUAUUGAAGUUUUCAACUGGAUUGUAUGUAGCUCGUGCCACUCAAACGGCUUUGACUUGACAAAUCAUUUACACACAUUUUUCUGCACAAUUGAAUCCGCUUUAAAGCAGGGAAUGGCUGUUAAUGAUACGGGUAGAACGGUCGUUU
Molecule: messenger RNA, 1524 nt
Organism: Etheostoma cragini (Arkansas darter)
Lineage: Eukaryota; Metazoa; Chordata; Actinopteri; Perciformes; Percidae
Gene: cdx4
Product: caudal type homeobox 4
Exons: 3
Coding region: 229-1074 (281 amino acids)
Biological process (GO): embryo development; anterior/posterior axis specification; regulation of transcription by RNA polymerase II
Cellular component (GO): nucleus
Molecular function (GO): RNA polymerase II transcription regulatory region sequence-specific DNA binding; DNA-binding transcription factor activity, RNA polymerase II-specific
Source: RefSeq, a predicted model, not a curated record